This is a messenger RNA of Onychostoma macrolepis, 3656 nucleotides long. RefSeq lists its product as uncharacterized. The record is from RefSeq and is a predicted model, not a curated record. NCBI's taxonomy places the organism in Eukaryota, Metazoa, Chordata, Actinopteri, Cypriniformes, Cyprinidae. Bases 342 to 854 code for a protein of 170 amino acids. The transcript has 5 exons.
UCCGUUUGCUCAUGGAAAAAACACAGCCCUCAAGAUUUCUCGGAAGCCCUUUGAGGCUCUCAAGUAUUAGCAUUUACUAACAGAGCGAGGAGCCACACUCGGCCUAAAAGCAGCCAGUGAAGCCGAGUUGCUCGAAAAAUUACACCCAAGUGUCGGUGUUAGUAUUUUAUAAAGGUAAACAUAUUUUGUAGCCCGUUAGCAAAGCGACUUCCUCUUGUGUCUAUAAGGAGCAGAUGCUUCGUUAGCUGUCUAAGGCUGGAUUAUAACGCCACUUAAAAGGCGUUUACAAGUUUGACAGCUUGGAAGUUGAUUAUGGUAAUUGAUACCAACUGGUGAGAAGCAUGGAGCUGUACUGGUACAUAGUCGUCAUAAUAUUUAUUAUGAUUAAGAUCUUCUUCUACAUCUGCUGGUAUCGCUCAAGGCAAAGACAGCUGGCUGCAUACCUAAGCAAUCCCCGAAACGCUCAGAUCGUCAUUGUUGGAGGACGAGCGUACCUGCACCAGAUCUGUGAGAGACAAAAUACAUCAAUCUGGCCCAGCUGGUACGGAGUUCAGGACGACGGCUCGGUGGGCGAACCCUCUGCCUCUCUUCCACCAUCAUCCUCGCUUUCUCAUCUGGACAUGCCUCCUCCAUACGAGGCCGUGUCUGGAGCAAAUGACCUGAAGCCUCCACCGUACAGUGAGUACGCUCAAAACGACGACACUGACGCAUCCCUGAGCAUCGCCAUCCCGGACAGCAACGAUUCCAGUGGAAUUAGUGAUGCCCCGCCCCCUUACACGCCCAGCAUCACCUCUCCAGCCAAUCAGCAAGUAGAUAGCCACAGUCAAUCACAGCCAGAGGGAAGCUCAAGUUAGACUUCUCUCAUUAUAGAAACACAACAAAGGCUAAACAACAGCUUUAGCCCCUCUAGGGUCUUGUUUUUCCAUCUGGACUUAUUUUCUUCUCAAGCAAAUUAUACAAAGAAAAAAGAUUUCACAUUGGCGGUGGAUCUUGCUCAUUCUCUUGACAUGAGAGAAUUUGGAUAGUGCACAAUAUGCAGUAUAAAGAAUGAGACUGGCCUGAUGCCAUCUCCUGGCAGAGUCGAGCACUGCUCUGCCCACGCUGGUGUACCGGUGCUUUCAGUUCACCCAUGCCUUAUGCUCAUUUCCUCCAGCAACAUCACAGCGCAUAGCCAUACGACAGACGCAGCCAUUUCGAUAUUUUAAACAAUCACUUUCACCGUCAUUUCUUUGCAGUAGUGUUGAAGACUAAUGCCGUGAACACGUGUGGCUGCUUGAGGAACUGUAAAUAGGCUAGUGGGUUGACUGGUGCCAAGCGGCAAGCACGUUUCGCUUAGACAAUGUUGUUGACACAUUUCUUGCUUUCUUAUUUUUCUCUCUAAAGUCCCAAAGGGAGACGUUAAAGGGAUAGUUCACAUAAAAAUGAAAGAAAUAGUUCAGCCAAAAAUGAAAAUUUACUCACCCUCAGACCAUCUGAGAUGUAGAUUUAGCAUUACAUCACUUGCUCACCAAUGGAUCCUCUGUAGUGAAUGGGUGCCGUCAGAAUGAGAGUGCAAACAGCUGAUAAAAACAUAAUCAUGUACAAGCAUUUCACACAACUCCAGUCUAUCAAUGUCUUGUAAAGUGAAAAGCUGCAUGUUUUACACGACGAAAACACAAGUCCUCUAUCCAUAAAAUUGUUUUCUGCGGUGAAAAAGUUGUCUUGUCUGAAUCAAGAGAGAAAUAUGCACAGAUCAAGCUGCAUUUACAUGCAAAAGCAGUUCUAAAGCCUCGUUCAGACUGUCAGCCCAAAUCCGAUUUUGUGCAUAUCCGGAUGGAAUCUGAUUUGAAUAACUGACUGUGCACACAGCGUAUCGCAACUGUUCAUAUCCGAUUUGUGUGUCCAUAAGCGUUUUUACUGAAUGUGCAUUGUUUUCUAUGGUUAUGCCUGCGCUAAAAACAACAGUAACAGCAAUACAUAUGUUGUCUUACCGUCGCGGUUGCGCUGUAGUAUUAUAUUUUGUCUUGUGAGGCAGCGGCAGAAACGCAGGAAGCUUGAAUGUGCGGCUUUAGUCCAUGCUGCUGUCUCCGCUACUUUCUUUUUUGUUUGUUUUUUUGUCUCCGCUACUCCGCUCAAAACACAAAGAGGUAGGCUACGUAUACUAGCAGUAUAUAUACCUCUUUUUUAGUACAGUAUACAGGAAUUAUUAUUCCCCCCCGCUUGACUUGCACUUCACAACGACACAAGCUUGUCUCUGCAAAGAUGUUCAGCAUGUUUUCUGCAAAAACGUCGGACGCGUGGUGCGAGGACAUGAAAAAGCUAUAGGCUAAAUCCGAUCUGACCGUUCAGACUGAAACGGAUUUCCAGAAAUGCGAUUUGAAUAGGAUUCCAAACCACAUAGGAAUGUAGCUCGAAAUAGAUUUGCACAAAUCAGAUUUCAUGUAGCCUAGUUCGUUGCCGUUCAGACUAUUUAAAUAUGAUGGAAUUUCAAUCGGAUUUGCACAAAAAUCGGAUUUAGGCUGACAGUCUGAACGAGACUUAAAUUAAUAUUGUGAUGUUUUUAAUCAGCUGUUUAGACUUUAAUUCUGACGGCACCCAUUCACUGCAGAGCAAGUGAUGUAAUGCAAAAUUUCUCUAAAUCUGUUCCAAUGGAGAGAAAAACUCCACAUCUUGGAUGUCCCAAGGGUGAAUAAAUUUUCUGCAAAUUUUCAUUUUUAGGUGAACUAUUCUUUCAAUAUUCUGUCAUCAUUUACUCACUCUCAUGUAAUUUCAAACCUGUAUGGCAUUUUCUUCCAUGGAAGUCGGUGGUAAUGUUUGCUUACCAACAUUCUUCAAAAUAUCUUUUUAUGUUACAGAGCAGAAAGUAAGUCAUACAGUGUGUCUUUUGGAUUGACAUAAGGUUGUGUAAAUGACAGAAUUUAGAUUCUUGGCUGAACUGUCUUUUUAAAGUAUAGAGGUCUAGCCUCAGGUUUAUUUAUAAACUCAGUUUAUAUGUGAUGACAAUUAAAAAAAGAAAAACAUUUGCCCUGAAGCACUUUUAAUGUGUUGUAAUUGCCUUAAUUCCGUCUGUUGGUAAGUGUCCAAUAUUCCCGAAUCAACCAGAGCCGGUGUGGAUUUUUUGGCUUAUGGUUAUGACUCGUGUAAAUGUGCGCAGUCCUACUCUGUGUUGUAUUGCUUAUCAGGUUAACUGUAAUACACUGAUGCAUUUGAGAUCACGGUGCCCUUAACAAUUUCUGCUAACCGAAAUAUACCUUUUCGCGUGUGUGUGCGCGCGUGUGUGUGUGUGUGUUAAGGCAUAUGUUAAGUGUGUGAAAGAUUCAAACAGAACUUCCUCGUGAAAAUGUUUAUGUGCUUUGGUAAGCGCAUGAAGUCAUCUCUGUGCAACUGUCGAUAUAUCAGGUUCACAUAAUGGGAUCAAUUUUUUUGUAUUAAAAAAAAAAAAAGUCCACAUGAAAGGAUGUGAUCCAAGUGUGCUUUUAGAAUAUGUGUGUAGUUCUGUUCCUUUCCCCCAGAUCGCCCCGGUCCUUCACUAUAUAAUUUCAUUUAAUCAUAAUUUGAUUUAAAAUGCUAAUCCUGCAACAUGUAUUCUCAUUUAAACUGAAGUACUGUAUAUGCUAUUUUUGUAUUUAUGGAAAAACCCUUUGAAUCUCUUUCAAAAUAAAGAUUGGUGAAAUGUG